This is a messenger RNA of Sander lucioperca (pikeperch), 1816 nucleotides long. Its product is annotated as NXPE family member 3-like. Bases 69 to 1760 code for a protein of 563 amino acids. NCBI's taxonomy places the organism in Eukaryota, Metazoa, Chordata, Actinopteri, Perciformes, Percidae. The transcript is spliced from 6 exons. The record is from RefSeq and is a predicted model, not a curated record.
UUGUUUUUGUAUUCAAUUUUUUAUCCAGUACUGGAGGAAGUGCUCACGGUGCUAAGCUGCAUCCAUUGAUGAAGAAUAUCAUGAAGGCCAGAGAUUGUAUAAGAAAGGAGUACAGCGCCAUCUUCCUCUUUCUGGCUGUGGCUGUUUUAAUCCUUGUGCUACGUAACAUGGAGGUCCUGGAGACCCCCAGCCAAUUUCAGCAUGAGGUGAACUCCACCAUCAUCGUCCCGAGAGUUUCCACUGUCCCUGACGUGCAUCGAGGCUUCUGCACCUUCCAGCCACUGUCCCCUAACGACGCUCUGGAGGAACGCCUCUUACUGGACUCCAUUGCUUGGCCUGGAACUUCACUUUUGCCAGCUCCUCUUUCCCUGGAGAAGACCAGUGAUCCAGCUCACAGCUCCUUCACCAUUCUCCCAGGGAGGGGGGGAGGACAGUGGCACGUAGGGGAUCAGCUGGAGGUUAGGAUCAAAAUCUCUGAUUUCCAGGGCCAUCCCAAGAAGUCUGGAGGGGACUUCUUACUCGCCCGACUGCACAACCCGAAGUUUGGUGCAGGUGUGGUUGGGCAAGUGGUGGAUCAUCUGAAUGGCAGCUACUCUGCUGUAUUCCCUUUACCCUGGGAAGGAGAUGCGCAGGUUGAGGUGACGCUGGUUCACCCUAGUGAGGCUAUCCCAGUGCUGAACCGGCUAAACAGCGAACAGCCUGACAGGCUUUACUUUAAGAGCCUCUUCCGCUCUGGCUCAAUCUCUGAAACUAGCAUCUGUAACGUCUGCCUACGUCCAACCCAGCCGCUGUGCAACUACACUGACCUCCGUACAGGCGAGCCUUGGUUCUGCUACAAGCCAAAGAAGCUGAGCUGUGAUGCCAGGAUCAACCACGCAAUGGGAAAAUACGAACAAACCUUCAGGGCCAAUGAGGAUAAGCUCUUUCAAAGGGGUGUCAACUUGAAAGUCUUCAUUCGGGCUUCAGGACCUAAUAUUGUCACCAUGUUGCCAAAAAUGAAAGGCCAAUCAGAGGUGAAGAGCAGCAGCAUGAAGUCGGGACCCUCUGGUUAUUACUACCAGGGUGUGUGGCGAGCACUCGGUGGUACCACAGUUCGGCAAUUUGACAACUCUGCCAUCAUUCAGUGUCUGAAAGGCAAGGGGGUCUACAUGUAUGGAGACUCUACCGUCAGGCAGUUUUUUGAGUACCUCAACGCAGCACUACCAGACCUUAAGGAGUUUGACCUGCACAGCCCGAAGAAAGCUGGACCGUACAUCUCCUUGGACUAUGCAAACAACAUCUUGUUGAUGUCACGCUUCCAUGGUCCUCCUAUCCGUAUUGUCCCUGUCUCAACCAGCGAGCUUCGUUACAUUGCCAAUGAAAUUGAUGGCUUAGUUGGAGGCACGAACACUGUUGUAAUUUUUGGUAUUUGGGCUCACUUUGGAACUUUCCCCAUGGAGAUCUACAUCCGGCGGCUGCAGAACAUCCGCAGGGCGGUGGCGCGGCUGCUAGACAGGGCUCCAGGCACGGUGGUCAUCAUCCGGACAGGGAACGCCAAAGUUUUGUCACUUAGUGUGUCGCUAACCAACAGCGACUGGCACUCGCUGCAGUGUAACAAGGUGCUCAGAGCCGUGUUCAAAGGACUGAACGUUCAUCUGAUCGAUGCCUGGGAGAUGGUUUUUGCCCACCAACUGCCACACGACCUCCACCCACCAUCUCCUAUAAUUAAAAAUAUGAUUAACGUUAUUUUGUCCUACGUGUGCCCUCAAAAGGGCGACUAGAUGUGUGUGUGUUGGGGGAGAGGAGUGGGGAUUAAAACGCAACCUGUUUUUACCAA